Molecule: messenger RNA, 456 nt
Organism: Soboliphyme baturini
Lineage: Eukaryota; Metazoa; Nematoda; Enoplea; Dioctophymatida; Soboliphymatidae
Source: the annotation of a GenBank genome assembly
AUGGUCGAUAAAGUACUAUGGAGGUGGUUAGCUUUUGUCGCGUUCUGGCUCAUUACCUUCAUGCUUCUCAGCCACUGCACCAGGGCAUAUGUGGUGUCUUGUCCAGACUCGGCCACAGACAUAUCCAAGACUGUUCAACAGUCCGACUUCGUGUUGAGUGGCACCGUUGACCAGCUGCUGAAGUGCGAGGACGAACACUGCCAUGUUAAGGCGAAAGUGCGCGUCCUCAGGGUGUUCAAAGGCCAGGAACUCUUAACCGAUCGAAGAGAUGACCACGUGUUCAUCACCGGCAUCAACGAUCCCCUUACCUGCGACAGUUCUGUCAAAGCAAGGGAUACCAAGAUUUUUUUUUCAGUCCUCGACCCUCGCUACGAUGAAUUUCGUCUCAUAUCUGGCCUUCUUUCGAUCAAUAUUCACAACUUGGAUAUGGUUGAGGCAUACAGCGAAGGUUGGUAG